Bicyclus anynana (squinting bush brown) is the source of this 1076-nucleotide messenger RNA. Its product is annotated as carbonyl reductase [NADPH] 1-like. Gene Ontology annotation, molecular function: carbonyl reductase (NADPH) activity. The transcript has a single exon. NCBI's taxonomy places the organism in Eukaryota, Metazoa, Arthropoda, Insecta, Lepidoptera, Nymphalidae. The record is from RefSeq and is a predicted model, not a curated record. The coding region runs from base 13 to 864 and encodes 283 amino acids.
UCAAGUGUAGUCAUGUCGCAAGUGGCCGUGGUGACCGGUUCGAAUAAAGGCAUCGGCUUUGGCAUUGUCAAGGCUUUGUGUCAGAGAUUCGACGGAGUGGUGUACUUGACAUCGCGAGAUGAGACGAGAGGAAAGGAGGCUGUCGCUAAAUUGAACGAACUAGGACUGAAACCAGAAUACCAUCAACUUGACGUAGGUGACAGAAGCAGCGUGGAGAAGUUCAGAGAUUAUAUCAAGGCAAAGUAUGGAGGACUCGAUAUACUCAUUAACAAUGCAGCGGUAUACAUGUCCAAAACUUACGAGGACAUCAUAAGUACUAUAAGUAUUAAUUAUAAAAGUAUUUUAACUUUGAAAGAAAUCAUUUAUCCGUUGGUUAGGAAUAACGGCAGGAUCAUAAAUAUUUCGAGCGACUGUGGUCAUCUAUCGAAUUUAAGGAACGAAUAUUGGUUAAGAAGGUUAUCUAAACAGGAUUUUUCGGAAGCUGACGUUAAUGAAUUCGUCAAUUGGUAUGUCGAGUCACAAAAGAAUAAUACAUAUAAUCCUGACGAUUUCGCCGAUGGAGGAACUAUUCCAACAUAUAGAGUUUCGAAAAUAGCUCUCAGUGCUGUAACUAUGGUACACCAGCGAGAGUUUGAGUCCAAGAACAUAUCUAUCAACUCAAUGCACCCUGGACUGGUACGCACUGAUUUGACUUCCGGAGCGGGCUUCUUCAGCAUAGAGGAGGCAGCUGAGACGCUGGUCUAUCUCGCUCUAGAUGCUCCACAGUCACUGAAAGGUGCUUAUGUAUGGUUUGACAAGAAAGUAUUAGACUGGUACGAUUACAAAGCUGAUUAUUACUUCAAAUUAAAGACGGCCUUAUCAUAAAAUUUGUGUUUCCUUUAUUAACAGGAUUUACAACAUCCGCUGAUUAAAGAUAACCUAAAUCUCCUUAUCCUUUCCUUUAUUUGAUUUUAUUUUAUCUUAUCCGUUCUAUAUUAGUUAAAACAAGUAAUAUCGGCUUUGAUUCUUCAUAAUAAUAUAUUGCAAAUCCAAAUAAAUAUAAAUGAGCAGGCCAUAUUGCAAUAUUUUAAUUAAAU